Molecule: messenger RNA, 2431 nt
Organism: Puntigrus tetrazona (Sumatra barb)
Lineage: Eukaryota; Metazoa; Chordata; Actinopteri; Cypriniformes; Cyprinidae
Product: tetratricopeptide repeat protein 37-like
Exons: 21
Coding region: 116-2416 (766 amino acids)
Cellular component (GO): Ski complex
Molecular function (GO): protein binding
Source: RefSeq, a predicted model, not a curated record
GUGUGACCUUGGCCUGAACUACUACCACCAAUCCAGACUGGUCAGCUGCCUCUGUCCUGAAAAGGAUCGGCAGCCUCUGUUAGAGAAAGCCAUACAGUGUGUGAAGAAGGCGAUCAUGCUCGACAGUGCAAAUCACACAUACUGGAAUACACUUGGGGUGGUCUCCAUGGCAAAGGGAAUAGAAAACUUUGCACUCGCACAACACUGCUUUGUUAAAUCGGUAAAAGAGGAGUCAAAUAAUGUGGUUGCAUGGACCAACCUUGGUGCUUUGUAUCUAAAGAAGGGAAAUAUAGAGCUCUCGCAUGAAGCUUUCAAGAUUGCUCAGUCUCUGGAACCCCUGUAUGUGAACUGCUGGAUUGGACAGGCCCUGAUUGCUGAGUCGGUGGGCAGUUACGACACCAUGGAUCUUUUCAGACACACCACAGAACUGAGCACUCAUACUGAGGGAGUGAAGGGUUAUGCGUAUUGGGUUUGCUCCACACUGCUGGACAGGAGCAACAGAGACUCAGAGAUCUACCUCUACAACAUAGUCCAGAUGAACGCUGUCUCUGCUGCCCAGGUGGCUCUGAGCAAGUACACCGAGAGGAUUCAGACGGACCCAGACGCCUUCAUUAUGCUCGGAUAUUUGAACACACACCUGCAGUUGAGGAAACAGGCCACUGAAGCAUAUCGCAGAGCUGUCGAGUUGCUUCAGGCAUCUCCUCACAAAGAUAAGCUCAGCUUUGCUCUGAGGGGUUAUGGACGUGCCCUCAGUGAUAAUGGACAGUGGGAGGAAGCAGUGCGUAUUUAUUCCUCCACACCACUAGAGGAGCUGCACGAUCUCAUCGGACUGGCGCUCGCAUGUUUCAGAAUCAGUCGCUUGCCAGAGAGUGUUCAGGCCUAUGAAAAAGCCCUUGCAGUUGCCUCUAGCGAAAAGGAAAAGGCCUGCAUACUCACUGCGCUGGCCCUGAUACAGCACAGACUGGGCAACAUCGAUCAUGCCAAAACGCUUCUCUUCAAGUGCUCCAUGCUGAAAGAACCUGUCUCCGAGAGUUUGUGGUGUCUGUGUUCCCUGGGUUUGGUACAUGGGGAUGUGACCCUGGCAAGUGCUACGCUUACUGAGCUUCUAAAACUGGGGGAAUGUGUAGGAGGCGCUGUGGAGGAGCGCUGUCUGCUCACUUGCACCCUGCUGGCCCUGCAGGGCAACUAUAACGGCGUACACAGGGAGGCUGCUAGGGCUAUACACAGGAACCCCGGAAAUCCUUCUCUCUGGGCUCUUCUCUCCAGACUGGUCCCACAGUACUGCCCCAACAAAGCCAAUGGAGGAGCUGUGGCCGGCAGUGUGGCGUGUCAUGCUAGCUUGACACUUGGAAAGAGGGCGUUGCUGUACAGUGGAGUGAAUCAGUUGGCCUCAGGCCGGCACUCCGGUGAAGACAGCAGACGCAACGCUCUGAAAACAAUCCAAAGAGCUGUGCUGCUGUGCCCAGAUGAUCCUGCUGGGUGGGCGGGGCUGUUGGCCGCCUGUCACACAGAGAACACUGCAUGCUUACUCCAAGGCUCCGUCCCUCGCAGAGAAGAUCUGGAGAGGGCGCACAUGGCACUGGUUUCUGAAAAAGUGAAGGGCCUGCAGGCAGAGGACGGGCUCUUGGCUCAGGCUCUGGAGGGAUGGGUGCUGCAGCAGGCCGUGACAGGACUCAAACAGAGUGGCCAAUAUGACCAGGCAGAGACUCUGUGCUCCCAGGUUCUGAGCGUAUCUCCAGAGCAUCCUGUGGUGUUCCUGAUGUUUAGGCAGGUUCAAUGUGAGCGCCUCCUGUUGUCUGAAACUGGUAAAGGUGUUCCUCCUGCAGUGCUGGAUCAGCUCAGCGCCGCUGUCAUGGCCAACCACACGUCUGUGUCCGCCUGGCAUUGGUUGGCAGAAGUGUACCGUUCUCAGGGUCUGCUGGCUCAGGCCUCCGUGGCAUACAGACAGAGUCUUCAGCUGGCCUCUCAGCUCGGCGACCACUUUGGAAAGAUGAGCAGCCUGCUCCGACUAGCCCUGCUGGCACUCAUGCCGUGUUUGGCUGGCGUCUGUGUCUCUGAGUGGAAGGAUCUGGUGUUGGAGGCCAGCACUGAAGUCUUAAAGAUGGGCAGCUCACCAGUAGCUCUGCUCUUCCAAGCCUUACUGCAGUUCUCUAUUAAGAUGGGUGCCAGGGAAACCCGUCGCCUGUUGGAGAAAAUAGUUUAUGCUUCAGCCUCAGGCGGCUCUGAAACAAUAGUGUCAGUGGCCCGCUGGUACCUCCUGCGCCACCUGCACACCAAAGAUGACCUGGAGCUGAUAGAUGUGAGCAAUUGCAUUCACUCGCUCUACGUGUGUGUGUGUGUGUGUGUGUGUGUGUGUGUGUGUGUGUGUGUGUGUGUGUGUGUGUGUGUGUGUGUGUGCUUAAAUUCACAAGCUUAAAUUUGUUAUUUCAAA